CACUGUUCGAAAAUAUACCAGCAGCAGCAAACGUUUGCAAAAGAGACGAAUUCAUUAGUUUAAGGCGGAGAAAACUGGCUGCGGCUGCUUCUCCGUCCACUUCUUGAACAUUACUGGACAUUUCUUACAGGUUGACUGCCCCCCUUGCCCCUUGCCUUGCCUUGCCCUGCAAGAAUUUGCAUGAGGUCAGAAACAAGAAGUGGAUACUUGGGUUGACACUUUUUUGUAGCUUACGAGGACAACAAUAAUAGAGGUUUUAUCUAGGGGUGUUAUCACUCUGGUUUUGUCCAAGUGUGUUAUCCAUUAAAAAUCUGCAAACUUGAACUGAAACUACCUACCUAUUCAUCAAAUAUUGACUCAGCCGGUCCUACAAUGGAGGUGGCUGUGGCCAGAGAUGCGGGCGACCAGCCGGCCACCUCUCAGAACUGGGUGGUGCAGCCGCUGCUUACAGAUUUGUACCAGAUCACGAUGGCCUACGCCUAUUGGAAGUCGGGAAAGACCAAGGAGCAUUCUGUUUUUAACCUCUUCUUCCGCAAGAACCCCUUCCACGGCGAAUUCACCAUCUUUGCCGGCCUCGAGGAGUGCCUCAAAUUCGUGAAGAACUUCCGCUACUCCGACACAGACAUCAGCUACCUGCGUUCGGUGCUGCCGGCGAGUGUGGAGCCGGAGUUUUUCGACUACCUGCGUCACCUGACCACAGAGGAUGUGGUACUGCACGCCGUCGAUGAGGGCGAGGUAGUCUUCCCCAGGGUCCCGCUGCUGAUCGUGGAGGGUCCGCUGGUGGUCUGUCAGCUCCUGGAGACCACCCUGCUGACCCUGGUCAACUUCGCCAGCCUGAUGGCGACCAACGCCGCACGGUACCGGAUGGCAGCCGGAAAGGAUAUUCGGCUGCUGGAGUUCGGACUGAGGCGCUCCCAGGGACCGGACGGUGGCCUGUCAGCCUCCAAAUAUGCCUACAUGGGCGGGUUCGACGGCACCAGUAACGUGCUGGCCGGCAAGCUCUUCAACAUCCCCGUGAAUGGCACGCACGCGCACGCGUACGUCACCUCCUUCUCCGAGCUGGAGGAGCUCCAGAACAAGUGCCUGAUGCCGCGGGACGGCGGAGAGCCAGUGGACGUCCUCGAGCGGGCACUCGCCUGGCGAGAGAAGCUGGCACUCGUGUUUAACGUGCUGCCCGAGGAAGCGUCCGCCGGAGAGCUGGCAGCCUUCCUCAGCUUCGCGAUGGCCUAUCCGAACGGGUUCCUGGCGCUUAUAGACACGUAUGAGGUUUACAGGUCGGGUCUGCUCAACUUCUGCGCCGUGGCGCUGACCCUGAACGACCUCGGCUACCGGGCGCUGGGCAUUCGGAUCGACAGCGGCGACCUGGCCUACCUGUCCCGCACGGCGCGGGACAUGUUCGAGAAAAUCAGUCAACAGUUCGACAUUCCAUGGUUCGCCUCCAUGACGAUCGUAGCCUCCAACGACAUCAACGAGGAGACCAUCAUCUCACUGAACGAACAGGAGCACAGCAUCAACUGCUUCGGCAUCGGCACCCACCUAGUAACAUGUCAGCGGCAGCCGGCGCUGGGCUGCGUCUACAAACUGGUGGAGAUUAACGGCAAGCCGCGGAUGAAGCUCAGCCAAGAGGUGGAGAAAGUCAGCAUCCCGGGACGCUCGGCCUGCUACCGGCUCUUUGGCAAGGACGGCUCGGCACUGAUCGACCUGAUGACGCGGUUCGGCGAGCCGUCGCCUGAGGCGUCCAGCACGCAGAAGACGCUCUGUCGUCACCCGUUCCAGGAGAAGCUGCGAACCUACGUGAGCCCGUCCAAGGUGGUGAAUCUACACCGGACCUACUGGAAGGACAACAAGGUGCAGCUGCCGCUGCCGUCGCUGUUCGAGAUUAGACAGAGGGUCCAGGCGUCACUCAUGUCCCUGCGAAAGGACAUCAAACGCAAUCUCAACCCCACGCCCUACAAGGUCGGUGUGUCGGUGGAGCUGUACAAGUUUUUACACGACCUGUGGCUGGAGCACGCACCAAUCGGAGAGCUGGUUUGAGCGCCGGCUCCGCGGAGCUGGUCGGACCGGACCGAAGGCGGUCGGGGUGACCCCCGGCGUCAGCGAAUGCGACCGAAACGCACAGCAAUGCAGUGGAUGCCGGGCCCAAGGCUGGCGGUAGCGUGGAGUGUAAGAUGAAUGAUGAUGUACGGCUGUUUGGUGACGGCAUUGCCACUGGCAGUGAUGGUUGCUGGAGAGUCAUGUUGACUGUUAAAUGAUUGCGGUGUGCGUUCGUGUGCCAGUAAUAGUUCGAAGCUCAGAACAAUGAGUUACUCAUUAACGCCAGUAGAUGUGUGAGCUGUGUGGAGUCGGCUCCAGAGCCGAUGGCCAGAUUCCGGCGGCGGUCUAGCGACUGGAAAGGACGUGGAGCCUCUGUGAGAGGCUGGCCUGGGAUCGGUCGCAGACUCAGAGCUGCAGCAGUGGAGCCACCGCCCUGUCCGGCUCUGAGGGACGUGCAAUCGGUUGUAGCUGCCAUUGGAGGACAUAUAUCUGGGAGUGCGGUGGUAGAGUUGGACGCAGUUUGAGGCAGGGUACUCGGACGUACUGGCCUGGGGUCAUUCCUGGAGUCUGCGGAUGGGCGGAGCACUGAAUGGUGACUGCCCUGAAUGUUGGAUUUGUCGGUUUUGCCAAAUUGGUUCCAUGCCCGCUGGUCGCAGUGAAGGCGGUUAAUAUUUGUACGUUACAGACGAGUGGCGUAGCAAUGCAAUGUCCCUAAGAUAUAUGUGCUGAUCAGGCCGGUACGUGUAGAACGAUGCAAAGCUGCUGUACACGUAGAUUAUUACAAUGCACGAUAUUACGAUAUGCAGGUAUCGUAGAAAUAUGGCGGUGGCGUCUCACUCCCAUUCCCAGUAUAGUGUUAAAAACUAUAAUUAUCGCAACUAUGGUGCCGUCAAACUGUUGAGCGGGGCUAUGCGAGCGCCAUCAGUGCGUAGUGUGCCAUGUCGUUUGAAUAUCUCUAAGUCCCUGCCAAGUGUCUGCUUUCACUCUUUGCGCUGUGUGCGAUGUUCUGGUUUGAUGAUAAGCUGCACGCCUAAUUCGCUCAGUCAAAAAGUGCUCGCACUUCGCCUAUCCGGCUGACUAUUCGACGUUUCCUGUCGCGCAAAUGCUUGUAGUCGUUAGAGAUGGUAUUAGAAAACAAAUAAACAAGUAUAUUGCU
Molecule: messenger RNA, 3190 nt
Organism: Amphibalanus amphitrite
Lineage: Eukaryota; Metazoa; Arthropoda; Thecostraca; Balanomorpha; Balanidae
Gene: Naprt
Product: nicotinate phosphoribosyltransferase-like
Exons: 14
Coding region: 373-2034 (553 amino acids)
Biological process (GO): NAD+ biosynthetic process
Molecular function (GO): nicotinate phosphoribosyltransferase activity
Source: RefSeq, a predicted model, not a curated record